ACAUGUGAGUUUGAAUUUGAUAUAAAAAUAAAAACAUUAAAUUCAUAACCAAUAAUAAGAUGUUACAAGACGACACACAAACUAUUAUAUCUAAUUUGUACAAGUAUUUAUUGGGCGAGGAGAAGUAUGUACAUGGACUUUUGGUGAAAAAGCAUUCUGGAAACUUGCAACAACUGGGCGAUUUUAGUUUCCCAAACAAUGUGAAAUCGUGGCAAGAAUUUUUGGACUCUGUUCAAUUACAAAACAGCUUGAACCAAGUUUCUUUGUUGAAAUAUAUUAACAAAGAUCUUACAAAUCUAAUUGAAACGUCACAGAAUUGGGACAUACCGGUAGUGAAAGCUACAGAGCUAAACGAACGAAUACAUUUGCUUAUCGACCGAUUCAAAGCGAUUCAGGUCUGUUUUCAUAAUGCAUCGAUCAACAAUGAAUUUAUAUUACAAAGAAUACACGGAAAUACAAAUCUUGUAAAGUUAGAUCCCAGUUGCAAAAAAACGAACUGUAUAACAUAUUUACGAAUUAAAAUUUUAACUGAUGUUAUUAGAAAUUUAUAUUUACUUAAUGUAUGUCCUGAAAGUACAGAUAUAAUUGUAACAUUGAAGUCUAAGUCUGAUGUUAAUAAUUAUAAUAAAUCAAUUUUCUGUGGUACAGUUUUGAAUGCAAAAACUGGAACUAAGGAGAAUACUAUAACUGCUGAGGAAUAUAUUAGAAUAAGGCAAGAUGAAUUAACUUUAAUUGCACAACAUAAAUAUGGAGUUCGAGUGUCCACAGAAGCAAAAUGGAAAGAAUUUAUAGCAAGUCUAGGAGAAUCAGCAGUUGCAUUCGAAUUACUACAAACGAAAUGUACCAGCCCUGUUAAAAUACAAUUUGAUGCCUCAGGAGGAUCUAGCAAAGGUGCUGCAUUUAUCUUGUACAAUUGUGCAAGAUUGGAAACUAUUAUUAAGACUUUUAAUGAAAAAGUAAAUGAAGGGACUUACCCACAAUUACCUCCCAUAGAGAAUGCAAACUUAUCCUUGCUAGCUGAUGAGGAUGAAUGGAAUCUUGUAUUUAAUUAUGUCAUGGGUGUUCCGUCACUGUUAAAAAGCAGUGUUGAAAUCAAUGAAAAAAAAUGUGAAUUUCGACCACAUUUGAUAUGCAAUUUUCUAAGCAGUAUGGUCAAAAUACUAAGUCAAUACUACAGGAGAGUCAGGAUUUUAACUGAACCGCGAAAGCAUCUGCUGCCAGUCAUGUUUGCACGUAUUCACUUAAUAAUUACAUUAAAUAAUACACUAAAAAUUUGUCUAAGAAUAUUAAAUAUUAAAAGCGUUUCACAAAUGUAUAGGACACUCAUUUUAUUUCCCCAAUCCUUUGUAAAUUUCAAUAAAUUUAUGACAUAA
Messenger RNA from Vanessa tameamea, 1373 nucleotides. Its product is annotated as DALR anticodon-binding domain-containing protein 3. The coding region runs from base 60 to 1373 and encodes 437 amino acids. NCBI's taxonomy places the organism in Eukaryota, Metazoa, Arthropoda, Insecta, Lepidoptera, Nymphalidae. Gene Ontology annotation, biological process: arginyl-tRNA aminoacylation; tRNA C3-cytosine methylation. Gene Ontology annotation, molecular function: arginine-tRNA ligase activity; tRNA binding; ATP binding. The transcript is spliced from 5 exons. The record is from RefSeq and is a predicted model, not a curated record.